Molecule: messenger RNA, 5913 nt
Organism: Leptopilina boulardi
Lineage: Eukaryota; Metazoa; Arthropoda; Insecta; Hymenoptera; Figitidae
Exons: 2
Coding region: 1-5913 (1970 amino acids)
Biological process (GO): DNA integration
Molecular function (GO): nucleic acid binding
Source: RefSeq, a predicted model, not a curated record
AUGGCUACUAUUUCUGAACUAAAAAAGUUACGCGGUAGCAUAAAACGUAACCUAACAAAUUUUGAAAAUGUUUUAAAAGAAAUCAAUGAUGAAACAGAUCUAGAGUCUCUUGAUUUAGAUGGUAGAUUGCAAAGACAUCUCAGUUUAUGGGAUGCUUUCAGCAAUGUGCAAGAUAAAAUUGAUAAUUUGAUAACUGAUGAGACAGAAAGGGCGACAAAUGAUUCAGAAAGGGAAUCCUUUGAAAAAAGAUUUUAUACUGUUAGCGGCUUAACUAAAAGGCAUUUAAGAACAAUUUCGAUGACGUCGUUAGCAUCAGUCCCUCAAAACACUGUUCCGGUUAGCACUGAAAAUGUUGAUAUAUCUCAAUUUCCAAAAUCGCGAUUUGAACUUCCUAAACUUCAGACUCCUACAUUCGAGGGUUCUUGCGAAACAUGGCUUACAUUCCGUGAUGCGUUCAAAUCAAUGUGUCACAACAAUCCCUCUAUUCCAGAACUUCACAAAUUUUAUUACCUGAAGGCCUGUUUAAAAUCUGAAGCGGCGGAAGUUAUUGAUUCGCUCGAAAUCACUGCUGAAAAUUAUAAAGUAGCUUGGGACGCUCUCAAUCAAAGGUACGAUAAUCAAAGAGUAAUUGUUGAUAGUCAUGUCAAAUCUUUAUUCGAAAUCUCAUGCAAUUUAAAAAAUUCAUCUAUUCGCGGUUUAUUAGAUAAUUUGCAAAAACGUAUGCGAGCUCUUGAUGCAUUGCUUACACCCAAUGCUCAAAGGGAUAUAAUGCUGAUUUACUUAGUUAAAAGCAAUCUCAACAAUCACAAUCGCGAAAAAUGGGAGGAAAGUUUAAUUUCUACCAGAGUGCCGACUAUGGAUGAUUUUACUCGUUUUCUAGAACAACGCGCGAUUAUCGAAUCUUCGCAUUUGAAUCAAAACCAGAAUUCCUCUCAAAAAUGUGCCUCGAAUAAAAACGGCAAUAAGUCUCAAUCGAAUUCUAAGCAAUCUCAAUCCUGCAUGAAAACUACAAUUGACGCGUCAUCAAAGAAAUGUUCUAAUUCUUGUCCUGUUUGUCAAGAAAAACACAAGCCUUACGCCUGUCCAACAUUUUUAAAAUUGUCACCAUCAGAACGGUAUAACGAGAUUAAAAAGACCUCUCUUUGUCGCAAUUGUUUAAAUGGCCCUCAUCGAACCAUUGAUUGCAAAGCGUCUAAUUGUCAAAAAUGUAACGAGAAACACAAUACUCUUCUUCAUUUUGAAAAAAGAAGUUCUAAUAACCAAGUCAAUAAUUCUGACGUCAAUGCAACAGACUCAGGUAUAGGUGAUCCUUCUACUUCGCAAUCAACACAAUAUCAAGGUUUUCAUGCGCAAAUCACCUCACAAAUUGUUCUAGGGACUGCUGUGGUUGAUAUUUCAAAUAGCAAAGGUGAAUUUAAACCUUGUCGCGUACUACUCGAUUCGGGAUCUCAAUGCAAUUCUAUAUCAGAAAAAUUCGCAUCAUUCUUGGGAUUACAAAAAAGAAGUGUAAACAUUAAAUUACCUGGUGCUCAAAACAUUAGCUCUUCCGUGAAGUACAGUACCGUCGUUAAAAUCAAGUCGCGUUAUUCAAACACAAAACUUGAAUUGUCUUGUCUCAUCUUCAAAGAGAUUUCAGAUCUCAUGCCGAAUCUAGCGAUCGAUAAAAAAUGGAUUAAUAUACCGGAUGGUAUAAAACUAGCGGAUCCAGAAUUCCACAAACCCGCUGAAAUUAAUCUAUUGAUUGGUGCUGAAUUCUUCUUUCAACUAUUACAAACCGGUCAAAUGUGCGUCAAGGGACAAUCUGCUGUAUUUCAAGAAACUCUUCUCGGUUGGAUUUUAACCGGCUCAAUUUCGAAUCCGAUCUGUUCAAACAGCUCAAAAAUCUCUUGUAAUCUUAUUAAAUUUCGCGAUCUACCUAUUCUAUGGGAUAUAGAUACGGAAUCUAAUGAAAAAAUUCAAUCGGCAGAUGACGUUGCGUGCGAAAAACACUAUAAAGACAAUGUCUCUAGACUUGAAUCGGGCGCGUAUUGCGUAAAACUUCCUUUUAACGAAAAAAGGGAAUUAUUGAGCAAUUCUCGAAACACUGCUUUCCAGCGUUUUUAUGCACUGGAACGAAAAUUCGAAAAGAAUCCUUCUUUAAAGGAUCAAUAUACCGAAUGCAUUAACUGGUAUCUCAAACUUGGUCACAUGUCACUUGUUCCGCCCGAAGAACCCCUCGAUCACGGGUAUUAUCUUCCACAUCAAGCAGUGGUAAAAACAUCGAGUUUAACCACAAAGGUAAGAGUUGUCUUUGACGGCUCAGCAAAAACAACCUCAGGUAUCUCUCUUAAUGACACACUAAUGGUGGGACCUACAGUACAAGACAAUCUCAUUUCUAUACUCCUACGAUUUAGAUGCUUUCAAUACGUACUGACUGCAGACAUUGAACAAAUGUAUAGACAGAUUCGUGUCACAAAUGAAGAUAGUCUUUUUCAGAAAAUUCUAUGGCGAGAUUCGCCUAAAGAGCCAAUCAAAAUCUAUAGAUUGAAAACAGUCACCUUCGGAACCUCCUGCGCUCCCUUUUUAGCAACUCGCACUCUUUCUCAACUCGCAGAAGACGAGUCCAAAAACUUUCCAAUCGCCUCAGAAGUUCUAAAAGAUGACUUUUACGUCGAUGACCUUCAAACUGGUAGGCAAACAUUAGAAGAAGCGCGUGAAUUACGAGAUGACUUAAUUGUUCUUCUUAAUCGCGGUGGGUUCAAUUUACGAAAAUGGACAUCAAAUCACCCUGAUCUAAUUAACGAUUUAGCAAAUAGUAAUCCAGAAGAUUUUAUGUCUCUAGAUCCUACAAAAUCAGUAAAAGCAUUGGGAUUGCAUUGGCACCCAUCUAGUGAUUCAAUUUUUUAUGCAGUAAAUUUCUCUUCAACAAAAGGCCUUGCCACAAAAAGGUCUAUUUUGUCUGAAGCUUCCACGAUUUAUGAUCCAUAUGGUUUGGUUGCUCCAGUAAUUGUGUCCGCAAAAAUUCUUAUACAGCAUCUCUGGAAAGAAAAACUUUCAUGGGACACUCCGGUCUCAUUAGACAUUCAAAAUUUCUGGAAUAAUUACAGAAACCAAUUACAAUGUUUAAACGAGAUAAAAUUCAAACGAUAUAUCUUAUCUCCUGAUCACACUGAACUUCAAAUCCAUGGUUUCGCUGAUGCCAGUGAAAAGGCCUAUGGGGCAUGUCUUUAUUUCAGGGUUACUAAUAGCCAAGGACAGCACCAUUGUGCUCUUAUCUGUGCAAAAUCUAAGGUGGCCCCUUUAAAAGCUACCACCUUACCUCGACUUGAAUUGUGUGCAGCAAAUCUAUUAAUAAAGUUGUACAAAUCAACAGUCGAAGCAUUUCAGUUUCAAAUCAAUAAAAAAUUCCUUUGGUCUGAUUCAACAAUUGUGCAUAAUUGGAUAAAUACUCCAUCCUAUAAGUUAAAAACAUUUGUGGCUAAUAGAAUUUCUGAGAUUCAAUCUAAUUCUCAAAAUCACGAUUGGAGACAUGUACCCACGCAAGACAAUCCUGCUGACAUAAUUUCUCGAGGCCAAGCUCCUCUUGAGUUUGUGAAUAACAGGCAAUGGAUUCAAGGUCCUGCGUGGUUAAGCCAAGACGAAAAUUGUUGGCCUGUGUUUAAGUUGGAAAAACGAGACAUACCUGAAGUCAAAACUCCCUCACCAAUCUCUCUGAUCGCAAAGGUAGAGACUCAUGGGCCCAGCAAUAUUGUUCGAAACCACAGUAAGUUGAGAACCUGCGUAAACGUUAUGGCGUACUGUCUCCGAUGGUUAUCAAUAGUCAAGCGCAAAAAGGAUAGCAAUAAAAUCACAGGUAAAAUAUCCCUCGAUGAAUACGACGCAGCGCUCGAAAAACUAAUUUCACUCGCGCAACAAGAAUCAUUUCCACGCGAAUUUCAAGCUCUUUCAAAAAAGGAAAACAUUCAUCCAAAAAGUAGUCUUGUGAGUCUACAUCCAUUUUUUGAAUCAAAUUUGAUAAAGGUAGGCGGAAGGCUUUCCCAAUCUGAUCUAUCCUACAGUCAAAAACAUCCUAUAGUCCUCCCGAAAAAUCAUGCUUUAACAAAGCUUAUUAUUCGAGACGAGCACAUUUCACGCAUGCAUGCAGGGACUAAUGCUACUCUGUACGGGGUUAGAGAGAAAUUCUGGCCUAUUGACGGUCGCAACGCUACUAGGCACACAAUCAAACAAUGCGUUCAAUGUUUUCGAGCGAAACCGCGAGAACUCAAUUAUAUAAUGGGAAAUUUACCCCAUAACAGAUUGUCUUCCUCUCGUCCAUUUUUAAAUGUGGGGGUUGACUAUUGCGGACCGUUCUUCAUAAAAGAACGACGUCAUCGAAAUCUAACUAAAGUAAAAACAUAUGUAUGCGUCUUUGUUUGCAUGGCCACUAAGGCAAUUCAUUUGGAAUUGGCAAGUGAUUUGACUACCGAGGCCUUUCUGAAUUGUUUGAAGCGAUUAUUUGCUCGGAGAGGGUUGGCACAUACCAUCUCCUCUGACAAUGCUACCAAUUUCAUUGGAGCUAAAAACGAAUUAAAAGAAUUAUAUAAAGAAAUUCAGACUCUUGAAGAAGGUGAAGAGUUCAAAACUUUUUUAGUUCAGAAAAAGAUUAGCUGGUAUUUUAUUCCACCCCGGACACCUCAUUUUGGAGGUCUCUGGGAAGCUGCGGUGAAAUCGUUCAAAAAGCAUUUCACAAGCAUCGCAGGCAACACUCUUUUAACUUAUGAACAACUACAUACAUAUGUAGUUGAAAUUGAAGCUAUACUCAAUUCAAGACCUCUUACACCACUUUCUUCCGAUCCAAAUGAUCUCCUUCCUCUGACUCCUGGUCACUUUUUGAUUGGGGCACCCAUGACAACUUUUCCACACAAAGAUUUGCGAAAUGUUUCGGCAAACCGUCUGAAUUGCUGGGAACACGCUCAGCAGCUGCGUCAUCAUUUUUGGGAUAGAUGGAGCAAAGAAUAUCUCAAUGAGCUAAUCUCCCGCUCGAAAUGGAAGGCAGCUUCAAACCAAGACGACAUCAAAAUAGGCACACUUGUCGUGCUUAAGGAGGACAACUUGCCGCCCUUGUCAUGGAGACUUGGCCGAAUAUCCGCUAUCUUCCCAGGGCAAGAUGGCAUUAUUCGAACAGUGAAUGUUCAAGGUUCAACUGGAAGAACGGAGACGAGGAGCGAGAGGGCAAGUGUGGGAAGUGAGAGAGAAAGUGUAGUGAGUAAGGGGGGAUCAGAAAGCGAAGCCGGCAGUGAUAUCGCUGUGUUCGAUUCUCCAAAGGCGAAAAAGAAAGACACGCAGCAAAAGGCGGAUCGAGAGAAAGCAAAAGACGGAAAGGACACAAGGGGUAGAAAGACGAAUAAGGAAAAAAAGGAGAGGGGGGUAAGCUUUGCGUCGGUGGUGAUGAUGGACGGUUUUGUCAUGAAAGGGGAUAAAGCAAAGCAAGAGACAGGUAAAAAAGAAAAGAAAAUGGAAGCAGAGGAAGAAGAAAAACAGGAAGAGGGGGGUUUUGGAAAGAUUUUAGAGGUGUUGAAGAAAAUGGGGGAAAAAUCAAGAAAAGGAUUAGAAGAUAUGCGAAAGGAAUUAAGUGAGAGUAGGAAAAUAGAUGAAGAUAGAAACACCAAAAUGGACAAGAAAAUGGAAGGGGUCUUGGUGGAAAUGGCAAAGAUAAGGGAAAUGUGGACACGGUAUGAAGAAGAAUGGAGAAAAGAAAAAGAUAAUGUAUGGGAAAAAUUGAGUAGUUUAGAAAAGGGGAUUAGUGAUAAAGAGGAAGAAAGGAAGGAAGAUGUAAGAAGAAUAGAGGAAAGAAUUGAAGGACUAGAGGGCCUAGAGGAAAGAAUGGAAAGUUUAGAGAAGAGGGGAGAAGUUGAGAACGUGGAUGGGAUAAUAGAAUUAAAGACGGGGGAAUGA